Messenger RNA from Cyprinodon variegatus (sheepshead minnow), 1859 nucleotides. RefSeq names its product ALG6, alpha-1,3-glucosyltransferase (gene alg6). The record is from RefSeq and is a predicted model, not a curated record. Gene Ontology annotation, cellular component: endoplasmic reticulum membrane. Gene Ontology annotation, biological process: protein N-linked glycosylation. Lineage: Eukaryota; Metazoa; Chordata; Actinopteri; Cyprinodontiformes; Cyprinodontidae. Gene Ontology annotation, molecular function: dolichyl pyrophosphate Man9GlcNAc2 alpha-1,3-glucosyltransferase activity. The transcript has 15 exons. Bases 95 to 1618 code for a protein of 507 amino acids.
GACGUAUACAGGAAACAGAUUCCCAAAGAGUCUGAAUGGACCUGCUUUUCUCGGUUGUUUCUAAAAUAAAGUUUGUUUUUUACCGCUCAGAGUUAUGCAAACGUGGAGUUUGGUAUCAAUUAGCGUUUUACUCGCUGUCGUGGUGAGAUGGAGCGUGUCAUUAAACUCAUAUUCAGGUGCAGGUAAACCCCCCAUGUUCGGUGACUAUGAAGCCCAAAGACACUGGCAAGAAGUGACCUACAACCUUCCUCUGCAACAAUGGUACUUUAACACCACUGAUAAUGACUUAAACUACUGGGGUCUUGACUACCCUCCUCUCACCGCCUACCACAGCUGGCUCUGUGCUUAUGUAGCAAAGCUUAUAAAUCCUGAAUGGGUGGAGCUGCACAGAUCCAGAGGCUUUGAAAGUCCUGCCCACAAGUUAUUCAUGAGAGCUACAGUGUUGGUGACAGAUGUGUUGAUAUACAUCCCUGCAGUUGUUUUAUACAGUUUUUUCCUGACUGGUGGUUCAACUAAAAAAAGGGUUUCUGUUCUUCUCAGCAUUCUUCUUUACCCCGGACUAAUUCUCAUUGACUAUGGUCAUUUUCAGUAUAAUGGAGUGAGCCUGGGCUUUGCCCUUUGGGGGAUUCUGGCUCUCGGGCUGAGCUGGGACAUGUUAGGCUCCAUUGCCUUCUCUCUAGCUCUCAACUACAAACAGAUGGAGCUGUACCAUGCACUGCCCUUCUUCUGUUACCUUCUUGGAAAGUGUGUCAAAGCUGGGCUACUCGGCCGUGGGUUUAUGCUGUUGGUGAGAAUUGCUGUCGCCGUGUUGGUGACUUUUGCCCUCUGCUGGCUUCCUUUCCUGGCUGACCCCAGUCAGGCCUUGCAGGUGGUGAGGAGGAUCUUUCCCGUGGCCCGUGGGUUAUUUGAGGAUAAGGUGGCCAACACAUGGUGCAGCCUAAACACCCUGAUAAAGAUCAGAUCCAUUCUGACAGGCGACUCUCAGCUUUACCUCAGUUUGGCUUUAACUCUCUUAGCGGCGCUACCAUCCUCUAUCAGAGUGCUGAUGAAGCCCACCUUCUGGCACUUUAAACUAGCUUUGGUCAAUUCAUCUUUGGCCUUUUUCCUUUUCUCCUAUCAAGUCCAUGAGAAGUCCAUCCUGUUGGCUGCCCUCCCAGUUUGUCUCCUCUUGAAUGAAUUUCCAUUUAUGAGUAUUUGGUUCCUGCAGGCCUCAACAUUCAGCAUGCUUCCUCUUUUCCUGAAAGACGGCCUGCUGGUACCCUAUACUGUGACCUCAGUGGGGUAUCUCUUCCUUACAGUCUACUUAUUGUCUACUCUGGAUGAAUCAUCGGAGGAGGAGAUAAGGUUUCAUGGGUUUUGGGCGUCUAGUAGAAAGGGUAUGCCAUGUUUCCCUCAUUAUAAUCCCAGACUUAUCAUUUGGGUUUUCUACAUCAGCAUUGCUCUCAUGGCUGUUUUGAGCAUCCUGAGCGUAGCUUUGGAGCCACCAACACAUCUACCCGACUUGUUUCCUGUCCUGGUGUCAACGACCGCCUUCCUGCAAUUCUUGGGAACAUUUAUACAUUUUAAUAUCGUCCAGUUCAACGAGCCCAGCAAGAAAAACCAAAAGAAAAACAAAUAAGCUUGAUUUUCCUAGGAAAUGGAAAUGGGGUAAUAUUGGCUCUGUUCAUUUAUGCUGGGCAUGAGGCUUUUAUCACACUGUCUGCCAAACAGAAAAUGGUUUCUUAUCAAAAGUAUCUGUAUUAUCAAUGACUAUAAGAUCAAGUAAAGGGAAAUAUUUUUUUAUAUUUUUUCUUUGUGGACCAACAAGGCAAGUGAAAUACUUUUGUAAAAAAAACAAACCAUGUAAUUGUUGACAUGUA